Messenger RNA from Vitis vinifera (wine grape), 619 nucleotides. RefSeq lists its product as uncharacterized. The transcript has a single exon. The record is from RefSeq and is a predicted model, not a curated record. Bases 1 to 426 code for a protein of 141 amino acids. Lineage: Eukaryota; Viridiplantae; Streptophyta; Magnoliopsida; Vitales; Vitaceae.
AUGGCCGAGGCUGAGCCAUUAACAGAGCUUGUACAAGCACUAGAGCAAGCAACCCUAAUGGCAAAGCAACUCCCCACCACCGCAGACCCCACCCACCUCCAUCACAUCUACUCCUCCCUCCACCACGCCCACCAACGCCUUUCCUCCUUCCUCUCCCUCCCCUCCCAGCCACCGCCGCCGCCGCCGCCGGAGCCGAUGCAGGUGGGUGAUGAAUGGGAAGACGAAACAGAGGUGACUUCAAAGGACCCAAUUGACAAAGUUGAGGAGCGAAUGAGGGAUUGUUAUAUUCAAAACAAGAGACGGAAGAGACCGCUGUCGCCAUCAUCUGUGGCAGAGCCCAGGAAGUAUGCGGCAGAGGUUGCCGGGUUCGACGCCAGGGAAUCAAGGUUGAAGGCUCUGGAUCUUGUGUAUCAGUUUCACGGUUGAGACUUGAGAGAAUGAAAACAGAGGACAAAAACAGAGCAAAACAGGGGAGUUUUUGAUACUUACAUUGUUAGUACAAACGAAUUGAGAAUGAUUAUUGAAAUAAUUGAGUUCAAGCUGUGUUUUGUUGGUUGUAGAAUACCUGGAUUGAAUAAGAACAUCAAUGAAUUCAUUAACCCAAAUUGGGUUGAUUCCA